AAAUAUGACGCCAACGCUGUGAAAGAUUUUACGGUUAAAAUUUAUCAAAUUAUUUUCAUGUAGUGUAAUACAGCUAUUUUUACGCUGUAUUUUCAACAUAUAACAAACAAUAAGUUAGAAUUUAGUGUUGAUUAUCAUUAUUGAAUUAAUUUUUUGUGAAAACACUUAGUUUUUUAUAAUAGUUUAUCAUAAAAAAAGGAGUAGUAUAAGGACACUCGGUGUUGAGAGUGUGUUGACCGGGACCGCCAUUUUUUAUUAUAUAUUUUUAUAUAUAGUAGCUUUAGAAAUAAGUGUAUUUGAGAUUUAUACACGUGAAAAGUAGUAUCUUAUAAAUAUAAAUAAUGGCUCGUAGCCGUAAGGAUAGUGGAGGUAAAAGUGAAUCGGAGGCAGCAGAUAAAGAUAAGCGUGAAAAAGGUCGUGAUAAGGAUCGUAAAAAACGCGCGGCAUCAUCUUCAAGCAGUGGUAGUAGCUCUUCAGAUAGCAGCUCAAAUUCAUCCAGCUCGAGUAGCGGAAGUAGUUCACGAUCAAGCUCAUCGUCAAGCAGCUCAUCCAGUAGUUCCGGCAGUUCCUCAGGAAGUUCAAGAGAGCGCACACGUAAACGUAGCCGUAGCAAAAGUGCAGAUGGUGCUCGUAGACAUGAUAAUAAAGAAAAAGAACGUGAGAGAGAGCGGGAACGUGAAAGAGAACGCGAACGUGAACGGGAUAAAGAUAAGGACAAAAAGAAAACUACUAAUUCUGUUCUUGACAAACCUAAACCUAAAGGACGGUCCAGAUCUCCGUCACCAAGAAGAUCAGUCUCACCAAGAAGAAAACGUCGUGAACGUUCACCAAUACCAAGACCAACGAAAAUUCACAUUGGACAUUUGACACGUAAUGUUACCAAGGACCAUAUUAUAGAAAUAUUUUCGACAUACGGCCAAAUAAAAAUGGUUGAUUUUUCAUUUGACAAAAUGCAUCCAAAUCACGGUCGUGGAUUCGCUUACGUCGAAUUUGAAACUGCGGACGAAGCUGAGAAUGCAAUGAAACACAUGGACGGCGGGCAAAUUGAUGGACAAGAGAUAACAGCCGCUCCUGUGUUAUUGCCUAAGCCAAGGAUAAUGCCCAUGCGUAGAAUGUCACCGCCUAUGAACAGACGUGGCCCUAUGAGAUGGGGUGGUGGAGGCGUGGGUGGUGGACGCAAUUCACCCCCGCGCUAUCGCAGACGUUCUCCGAUGAUGAAUCGCAGACGUAGUCCGCGUCCACCAAGACGUAGACAGAGAUCGCGUUCACGCAGCCCUGCUAAUAAUCCUCGACAUCGUCAUCGAAGAUACACACGAUCUAGUUCUAGCAGUUCACGAUAACAUAUUGAUUGAAAAUAAUUUAUGAUGUUAUUCUAAUAUGUGUGGUACAAAUAUCAUAUUCUAUUAAUUACGUCAUUCAAAUAAUUUUUUCUUUGUUAAAAACAAAAAUACGCGCAACAUCGUUAACUUACUGUCAAUUAAUCGAGUUAUAAAUGCAUUGUUUUUUUUUUUUUUUCUUAUUUAUAAUAAUGCAUUAAUACAAUUAAUUUGUGUAUUUUUAAUAAAACAUUUAAUUAGGCGUGCUUCAAAGAAAAAUAUUUUAUUCCCUAUAUUUAAUUUUAGUAUUAUCAAAUAAAUUAUCAAUAUUUAGGUUCUACUUUUAUCACAGCUUCAUAAACGAAUUUAUUUGUAUUAAUUAAUUUUACUAAAGACUGUAAGAAGUUUAACUAUUAAGAUCCAUAUUCUCAAAGUCAUUUGAGUUUGGUACUGUAAAUGUUUAAUAAAUUUCAAACUAAUUUGGAAAAACAUA
This is a messenger RNA of Cotesia glomerata, 1809 nucleotides long. RefSeq names its product RNA-binding protein with serine-rich domain 1-B (gene RnpS1). Gene Ontology annotation, cellular component: cytoplasm; ASAP complex; nucleoplasm. The record is from RefSeq and is a predicted model, not a curated record. Gene Ontology annotation, molecular function: RNA binding. Gene Ontology annotation, biological process: mRNA splicing, via spliceosome. Lineage: Eukaryota; Metazoa; Arthropoda; Insecta; Hymenoptera; Braconidae. The transcript is spliced from 4 exons. Bases 342 to 1340 code for a protein of 332 amino acids.